CAUGGUGGAUUGAUUUCACUUUUUCAGUCAAAAUUGAUUUGAUCAUUUGAAUUUUGAAUGUUUUGACGUUAUCCUGAAUAAUUUCGCCUUUUUCUCAAGAUCCUCUCCAGAAAAUCCGUAUCCUGCAGGGUGAUUGUCCGAGAUCUCGUUGAGUGUUGCGAAUCCUGGCGCGAGUUUGACGGAUGAAUUUGCACCGUGAAUAUCGUCUGACGCAAAUGCUGCAGCAUGAGUGGCAUUGAUCCUUGUUUUUUGUCGGAUCUUUUGACGCCCAAAAUGAACCGUACCAAGCGAGCUCGACGCAGCUCAACGAACGAUCGUGCCAGCGAAGACACCAAUGCUUCCACGAGCUCCACAUCCAACACCACAACGGCGACAACGCGGCCGAAACGCAUGCGCAAGGAGGAGGCACGGGAGGCGUCCACGGCGUCCUCCGAUGUUCAGCCUCCAUCGCCCAAUUCGCAAGAUUUACUGGAGGAGCUCUUCACUGUUGUCGUGCAGCACACCGACGAAAAAGGCGCACAGAUGAGCACCGAAUUCACCCUGCUCCCUUCGCGCACCAUCUACCCGGAUUAUUAUGGAGUCAUCAGUAAUCCCAUCGAUCUCAAGCAGAUUGCCAUGAAGAUUCAGGCUGGAAAGUAUCGGACGCUGGAUGCACUGGUGGAGGAUCUGGUGCAGAUGUUCAACAAUGCACUCGACUACAACUCGCCAGCAUCGCAGAUCCAUAAGGAUGCUGCAAUGUUGAAACGCUUAACACUGAACAAGAAAAACGAAUUCGAUGUACGAGAAUCAGCUCGCACGACCGAGCGUACAGUCAGGACACGCAGACAGACGCAGCUGGCAUCGGCCAUCUACGCCGCACUGGAGUACGGCGAGGAGGAUGGAGUGCGGGAAGGGGUUGCGGAGGAAGUCGAUGAGGUGGCGGAUGAAGUGAUGGCCGGGGAUUCCGAUGACGAGUCCGGUCAGGUGGAGCCGACCAGUGAAGGCAACAAUUCGGCGGCCAUGGAGGAGCUGUAUGAUGCGGUCACCAAAUUGAAGGGCCCUGGUGGGCGGAUUAUAUGCAAUCCGUUCCUCAAACUGCCCAGCAAAAAGAUCUAUCCGGAAUAUUACACCGUUAUCCGAUCGCCAGUCGCUUUGUCCCAGAUCAAGAGGAAAAUUAAGAAGGGAUUGUAUAUUGCAUUGGAUGAAAUGAUCCUUGAUCUGCAACUCAUGUGUCAGAAUGCGCAGAUCUUCAACAACGAAAAGUCUUCCAUCUAUCGCGAUUCGGAGCGGAUAAAAAAUUUUGUAGAAGGACGACUGAAAGAAUUCCAACAAGAAAUUGAUAAAAACAGUUCGCCUUUGAGAACGUCACUCAGUGAGAAACUACUGCCGGAAUACGAUGACUCGUCACUGCGUAAGCGUAUGAAAUUUUUAUUGCGCGGCAUCCUGGAAUACAAGGAUAAGGGCAUCUAUCCGGUGGAAAUGUUCCUGGAGAAGCCGCUGAAGAAGGAUUAUCCGGAUUAUUAUAACGUUAUCUCGCAGCCUAUUGACAUCAAAACACUGGUUAACAAAGUCCAGAAUGACAAGUUUGGGACGGAAGAGGUGUUGCUGGCGGACAUCCAACUUUUAUGUGACAACGCAAAACAGUAUAACGAAGAAGGAAGCGACAUUUAUAACGAUGCAGUGAAAUUUGAAGAAAUUGUGAAGAAAUCCUUGCGCGUCAUUGGCGUGUCGCCGACAGAAGAAAGCGGAAGCAGUGGCAGUCAGCGCCGACAUACUUCCAGCGCACGAAAGUAUGAGUAAAAUUUUUAUACUACAUUCUCCACUCCAACGUCGCCGCUGCAGGCCUCGUUGAUCGAACUGUACGAAUACGUGUGCGAAUUAACGGAUGAAACCGGAAGACAGCGAAGUGAAAUGUUUCAGACUUUGCCACUGAAAGCGGAAUUACCAGCGUAUUACGAUGUUAUUAAGAAGCCGGUAGAUUUGGAUAAGAUCUACAGCCGCAUCCAGCAGAAUCAGUACCCGACGAUGGACGACAUUAUUGAAGACUUUGGACAAAUGUUUGAAAACGCGGCAACGUUUAAUUCACCGAAAUCGCAGAUUUACAAUGAUGCACUGGUCCUGCUGGAUGCGACCAUGGAAAAGCACGCAAUAUGGGCAUCUUCGCUUCGGAGGUGCCGAAUGCGCCAGAAAGUGCAGGAGAUGCUGCAAAUUCUUAUGGAUAGCUUGAUGAAAUUCGAAGAUGCCAAUGGUCGGAAUUUAGCUGAACUCCUUGGAGAUUGUGUCGACGCGGAAUCGGAAUGCGGCAGUGAAGGCAGUGUGGAUGAAUCUACACCGCCUUUAACAUUGGAAAACAUCCGCUCCAACGUUUACCACGGCCGUUACCGCCGUCUGGACCGUUUACAGGACGAUGUCUUCCGCUGCCUGGAAAAUAUCCGCUUCAGCGCCCAGCCAGACUCCUCGACCUACGAGGACGCGGUCGCCCUGCACGAGCAUUUCAUCAACAAACGCGAUGAGCUAUGCGGUGCUAAAGGCGAGAAAUUUGUCUCCCCGGCCGUUCUCUACACUAAACGCCAAUUCCAGCAAUCCACUGAGCAAGAACGGAAGGAGGCUAAACGCCGACCGGUCUCCGCGGAACCGCCGAAAACCCCGCCACCGGCAUCCGAUUCGCCGGAACCUCGGAAUCAAAAUCGGAAGGCCCUUUCCGUCAGCGUGGGGGCAGAACAGUACUUCGUCGGGGAUUUUGUCUAUGUUGAACCGUAUGAAAAACUGAAGCAGCCGCUGAUCGUCUGUAUUGAAGAGCUGCUGAUGAGUGGCGACGGCAGCGGGGUAAUGUUGAUCAAAGGGUCGUAUAUGUUGCGCCCGUAUGAGACGUUCCAUGUGGCCUCGCGGAAGUUCUACGAGAAGGAGGUGUUCAAGAGCGAUAUGGUGGAGACGCAUGUACCCAGUCGGAUUAUCGGCAAAUGCUACGUUAUGGGAGCGAAGGACUACUUUAAGAUGAAACCGGUCGGGUUUGAUUAUAAGGACGUGUAUGUAUGCGAUGCGCGGUACGUUACCAAGCUAAAGACAUUCCGGAAGAUCAAGGUAUGGAAAAUGCCGGAGAAUUCGCGGGUUGUUCUGGUGGCACGGGAGAAGCCGUUGACGGCUGGCCGCGUUCCUUCGGUCUUCGCGGGUGCUGGUGAGCAGGACCUAGCGCAGUGCCCAGACUCAGAGGUUAUCGAUAUAUUCCGCGAGCCUGUAUUGGCCAAAAGUGCCAGUCCCGAUCCGGAUUACACCUUUUAUGAACAGAAGGAUUCACCGUUGGGCUUCUUGAAGAUUGGCGACUGCGUACUGGUCAAGAACGAAACCACGCACCACAUCAUCAAAAUUGACAAGAUUUAUUCCAAGCUGAGUCAAACAUUCGUAUCGGGAACGGUAUUCAUCUUCCCCAAAGAUCUGGAAAAGCACUCUCCGGCUAAAUUAUUCUACGCCAAUGAAGUGUACCAGAAAGUGACGGAGGCAUCGCAUCCCGUGGAAGAGUUAACCAGCCGGUGUGCUGUGUUGACGCUGAAAGAUUUCUCCACAUGCCGGCAAACGGAGAUCCCCGAGGACCAGGUGUACAUUAUGGAGGCCAAGAUCCAGGAGAAUGGUCAGCUGUUUAAACGGCACCGGGGAGCACGGUUUCUAAAUGUAUCUACGACGAGUUCAUCGCAUGCGACGGAGGAUGAACUGUACUUCUUCGAUAAGCCCGUCAAUCCGAAGCGCGUGGUGUCGCCGUUCUUGGAGGCCGCAUUGAGUGGCCGACUGGUGGAAAGCGAUACAGACGGCCAGGAAUCUCCUCCAACUGUGCAAAGUUACGACGACGACGUGAUGAGUGCCACCAACGACACCGACGAAAUAUCCUCCUUUGCGACGCCGUUAUCGCCCGCUGCUUCUGCACUGGAAGCAAUACCCAAACGCGGCCGGCGGUUGGGAAAGAAAAGCCCGAAGAAAUCCAAAUAUACAGUGUCCGGAUUUAUUUUGUACGGAGCGGAGAACCGCAAAACGAUUAAAGAAACUCAUCCGGGAUUGUCGUUUCCGGAAAUCAGCCGCGUAAUUUCCGAUAUGUGGAAAAAACUCUCGGCUCCCGACCGGAAGUACUGGGACGGCGAGGCCCGACGGAAGAGCCAGUUCAUCAACGAUGAACUGAAGAAACGCGGUCUGACAUACCUGGAGGGAAUCUCCUUUAAAGGCCUCGGCUCCAAACCCGAUUUGGACCUGGUGGAUGAACUGGAAAAACGCAUUCUGGAGCGGCAGUCGCAGGUGAAAGCACAAGCGGAACUGGAAGCCGCGGCAGCCAAGGCCGUCCAACCGCCUCCACCGCAGCCGGCCCCGCCACCCCCACCGGAACCGACCCCGGCGCCUUCAACGGAACCCGCCGCUCCCACCGGCCCCACCCCUAUCCCGCCACAAGCGCUGGCCAUCAUGCAGGCACAACAACAGCAGAUCCAGAAUUUAAUCCGCCAGCAGCAGCAGAUUCAUCGGCCGCUGUUCUUAACCCUGCCUCCGGAGCCUCCAAAGGUCAAACGCGCCCUGCACACCGAGGUCUUCCUGAAAUAUCUGGAGAAUAACGGGAUGGCGGGAGGGUCCCGUCCGGCGGUGCCAGCAUGGAAGCGGCAGUUACAGGCCACCCGGAGAACACGCCGCUGCCUGCCACGAUCCCCGGAUUAUUGGCCGUCUUUGUUGCAGAUUGACGCGGCGACGAAGAACAAAGGGAUGGAGCUGGUGAAUAAGCUGUGGAAUACGCGGAAUCUCAUGUUCACCGGGAUGUGCGGCCUGCCGGCCAUGCCGGAAGUGAGUGUCAGUGCGCCGCCGGCUGCCAUGACCGCGGCGCAGAGCAUGGGACCGCCCACGGGGGGAAUGGGCGUGGGAAUGGGCCGCAGCGCUCUGCGACGGGCGGCGUCCAGUCGCAGGUGAAUGUAGCUGGGUGUUUGUGUCUUUUUCUCUUAUUGUGCCGGUUAGGGUUGGUUUUACUUGUGGUGUGUAUAAUUGUAUAAUUAAUGUUUACCUUGCUAAGUUGCUGGUGUGUAUUUAAACGUUUGUUGUCGCUGGUAUUUGUUUUAUUGUUCGUUAAUCAUGUUUGCUGUUUUUCGCAGGCGUUUAUGCAGUACUAAUAUUUCGUAAUUUUAUUACCACGCGUGAAUCGGCGUAUGUUUGUUUGUAUUGUUUGUUUGCAUACAGCUGGAUAAUCCCAAUACAAGUACAAUGAAAACAACAUCUGUG
Messenger RNA from Paramacrobiotus metropolitanus, 5217 nucleotides. Its product is annotated as protein polybromo-1-like. The record is from RefSeq and is a predicted model, not a curated record. NCBI's taxonomy places the organism in Eukaryota, Metazoa, Tardigrada, Eutardigrada, Parachela, Macrobiotidae. Gene Ontology annotation, cellular component: RSC-type complex. Gene Ontology annotation, molecular function: protein binding; chromatin binding. Gene Ontology annotation, biological process: chromatin remodeling.